This is a messenger RNA of Ramularia collo-cygni, 369 nucleotides long. RefSeq lists its product as uncharacterized. The record is from RefSeq and is a predicted model, not a curated record. The coding region runs from base 1 to 369 and encodes 122 amino acids. The transcript has 3 exons. NCBI's taxonomy places the organism in Eukaryota, Fungi, Ascomycota, Dothideomycetes, Mycosphaerellales, Mycosphaerellaceae.
AUGGUCUCCGCCAACUUCCUCUCUCAAGCCCUCUUCGCAGGUGCAGCUCUGGCAAGCGGCCUCCACCUGCGUAGAGACCAGUGCACCUCUGAUGAUGCUUGUGAAGGAGCCUGCCGUGCWGUUGAUGUCAAGUGCGAAGGCGCGAACGUCACGCCCACCGAGGCCGUCAUAGCAGAAGCACGACGCCGCUACCAAGACUAUCAUUGCGUAAACUCGCAAUGCCAGUGUGCCGUGACUAGCGAUGACCAGGCGCAGGAUUUCUGCCAAUACCUGGUAGAGAAUGACAAGGCUUUCAAAGGGUUUAAAUAUGAUGAUGGCCAUUUCGACUUUGACACAAACACGAUUACCUGUGUUAUCGUCCCUGCAUAG